UGGCAGAACAACUCCCUGGGUGUCAGGAACUUCGCGGUGUUGUGUGUUCCCUUCCCACGGCUAAAAGCUACAGCCGGCAGGUCAAGGAAACGAACCACAACGCCUGGAUCCUUCCCUGCUAUCUCCCCCCGCCACCCCACCCGGGUGUCGGAAGGGAGCGUCCGUGGGGCUGAGCCGCUUCUCCCGGAGCCGCUGCGGCGCGCCGCGCUCCUGUUCCCGGGCCUGGAGCGGAGCCGGCGAUUGGGCUGGGGCUGCUGAGGGGGUGGCGGCCACUCCCGGCUCGGCCGCCGCCGCCUCGGGAAGCUGAACUCUGCUCCGCCGCCCGCGCCGAGUGCCGCGCGGGGCUGCGGCGGGGAGCGAGAGGCGCAUGCCGCCCUCCGGGCGCCCCUCCUCCUGCCUUCCGGAGGGGCCGAGCAGGCGGCGGGGGCCGGAUCUCCGAGGAGCGGACCCGCUGAGCGGCCGGGAAGAUGCUUGCUUGUCCCCCCAGAGACAGUUGCUGCUUUCCCCCCAGACCCGUCUGACUUUAGUGGAGAGAUCAUGACCGAAGUCCUCUUUUCAGCUGUUUUGAAUGGGACUGAAACCAACGUUCUGUCAAACACUGGCUGGACUCUGGGAAAUGCCACUACCAAAUGUUCCCUAACCAAAACUGGCUUCCAGUUCUAUUAUCUGCCCACUGUCUACAUUCUAGUCUUUAUCUCUGGAUUUCUGGGCAAUAGUGUGGCGAUCUGGAUGUUUGUCUUCCACAUGAGGCCUUGGAGUGGCAUCUCAGUUUACAUGUUCAAUCUGGCAUUAGCUGAUUUCUUGUAUGUCUUGACACUCCCUGCCCUCAUCUUUUAUUACUUCAAUAAAACUGACUGGAUCUUCGGGGAUAUCAUGUGCAAACUGCAAAGGUUCAUCUUCCAUGUGAACCUGUAUGGCAGCAUUUUGUUUCUGACUUGCAUAAGUGUGCACAGAUACUCAGGGGUGGUGUAUCCUUUGAAAUCACUUGGGAGACUGAAGAAAAAGAAUGCCGUUUACAUCAGUACCCUUGUUUGGGUCAUUGUUGUAGCUGGGAUUUCUCCUAUAUUGUUCUACUCUGGAACUGGGCUAAGGAAAAAUAAAACCAUUACAUGUUAUGAUACUACAACUGAUGAUUAUCUUAGAAGUUACUUCAUUUACAGCAUGUGCACCACUGUGUUUAUAUUCUGCAUCCCAUUCAUAUUGAUUCUUGGUUGUUACGGACUAAUAGUGAAAGCUUUGAUUUACAAGGAUUUGGACAAUUCUCCUCUGAGGAGAAAAUCAAUUUACCUGGUUAUUAUUGUGUUGAUGGUCUUUGCUGCGUCUUACCUUCCCUUUCAUGUGAUGAAGACAUUGAAUCUCAGAGCCAGGCUGGAUUUUCAGACUCCACAAAUGUGUGCCUUCAAUGACAAAGUAUAUGCCACUUACCAAGUGACAAGGGGGUUAGCUAGUCUCAACAGCUGUGUAGAUCCUAUUCUGUAUUUUUUGGCAGGUGAUACCUUUAGAAGUAGACUAUCAAGGGCAACCAGAAAAGUAUCUAGAAGAAGUGAGCUCAAUGCGCAAUCAAAAAGCGAGGAAGUGACUCUCAAUAUUUUAGCAGACUAUAAAGUGAAUGGAGACACAAGUUUGUGAAUGCAAAAGAUUUGCAAGCAGGUGCAAAAAACAAAACAAAACUGUCCAUUUUUAAGACAGGAGGAUGCUUUAUUGCCAUGACUGUUUGGGGAAAAUCUACUGAACCGGCCGGCAGGGUUGCUCUUUUUGAGGCAAUAGUGUCUCAUUUUGUGAGUCUAAGGAGAACUUAAGCAAAGUAAGUGUUUAAAAAAAAAAUCUUAAUGGGGGGGAAAAACGCAUCAGAUUUCUGUUUUUACCUUUUUUUUAAAAAAAUGCUCACAAUAGUAUAUCUUUCUGGCUGGUGUCAGAUAAAAUAAGACAAAGCAAAUCCCAUAGCUUCAAAUGUGCUGCUUGUGGCACCUUAGAGACUAACAAAUUUUAUUUGAGCAUAAGCUUUCGUGAGCUACAGCUCACUUCAUCGGAUGCUGUUAUAGAUUCUUUUCUCUCCAUUAAUAAUGAUAUAGUUUUUUUUAAAAAAAAAAAUCUCCAAGAAAAACUUUUCUUCUGGGCCUCUGUCCAUACUUCCAUCCAUAGCCUCUUCUUUUACACUCACACUGUAAAAAAAUUUAUUUACAUUCAGAUCAUGAUGCAGCGAUCUUGAACAUUAUCUUGUGAUUUCUGCAUCUUCUACUUUUGGAGGAAAUGAUAACAUUUUGGUAGCUCAGUGGUGCCCUUUCCGGUUCUAUCUUUGCAGAAGGCUUGAUUCCUAUAAGGAUCGGUUCCAUGCCCAUGUGUGUCAUGACUCUCACAAAUUAUUGUGAUUUUACAUGGAAAACUAAGGGUGAAAUCUUGGCCAUGUUGAAGUCAGCGCUAUUGAUUUUAGCGGGGCCAGAAUUUCACCCCAGUGUUUGCACAUAGACUGAUGGCAAUUCUAUUCAAUAGACUAUUUUGCUUUUUGUGCAGGCAGCUAGCUAGCUAUGCAUGCACAAUUGCAGUACAUUUUGAGUGUAGAUAUCACCUAUAAAUCUGAGUUUAAAAAAAUUGGCACUGCAUAUCUAAAUAUCCAAUAUUUCAGUCCUUGUUGAAGUAAAAACCUCAUUGUCUUCAGUGGAAAGAACCAGAUAAAGGACUGCAGGAAUGGGCUCUGCUUGGGCAAAUGGCAGGACCAAAUUUACAGAUUUGGAAAAGACUUGCUCUCGAGAGUUACAAAUUUUGAGCAACACUUCACUGCAGUUCUGACACUCAGCAUCUGAUGCUGGAAGUUUGUGUGAAUUCUCUUAUGGGUAACAAACUCUAUUAUUGAAAACACUUUAAUUUUUAUCCACAUAAAAACCAGAGAUAUUUUAAUUAUCUUAACCUUCAUUUGGUACAAGCAUUUUUCACUUGCUUAUCUUGUAUGAUAACGCAAGCUGUUUCCCAGGCAAAUUCUUAUCAAAAGGGGUUAAAGAACAAUAUUUGUUGGAAUCAGAAAAAAAAAAAAAACUUCAACUUUUUUUUUUACUGUGAAUAAAGAAUUACUGUAUCAACAAAAUGUUGCAAUACACUGCCAAUAAUGUCAUGCUGGGGAACGGGUACCUUCAUAAUUUGUCUCACCCAAAUGUGUAAAAGGGUCACCUAAAAUUGCACAGAAUAAUAUAUUGUGUAAUGCAGCAGUCAGUGAGGAUUUGAGCACAGGCAGAAUCUGUGGGGAACAAAACCUUAUUUCACAUAGAUAUUGUUUGAAAUGUGUCUGAAAGUAUUAUUGAAUCUCGUGCACAAAAUGGCGUGAUAUGUAAUGAGUAAAUGGUUUUAACAAAUCCUCAGCCCCCACAAACUUUAUGCUAGGAAUAAAAAUAGAAAUAGUUUAUCUUGCAUAUUCAUUUCCAAGGACUGACUACAUGCAGAAAAUGAAUAGCUCUAGAUAUGUCUUGACAACAUUGUUAAGCAGCUUACGUUCAGAAACAUAAAACUACUUAACCUGAAAAAACUGUUUGUUUAACUUAUUUAUUGGAAGACUAAGUACACAUGUGAAGUGUUAUCUAAUAACAUUUUAAAUAAUUCUGUUUUUCAUAUUUUCAGAAUUGAGCAUUAACAGAAAAAAAUAGAAUGGCAUGUUUGAACUGUUGUAAUUGUACUCAAUUGAACAUCUUUUAUAAUAAACUCUCAGAUCCAGCCCUGCAAGACAUUGGAUUACUGUUGAUGUGCAGUCUACACAUAAAUUAAGCUACUGUUUAGCAAGCAUAACAUUUUACAGUAAUGCUAAAAAUCUCAUUGAAUCCUAUAAAUCCAAGAAAAUGUAGAGCUAAUGCAAGAAUUCAAGGCUAAUGCUCCUAACUCUUUGUGACAAAACAUUGGGAUGAUUUGGUUGGGGAUUGGUCCUGCUUUGAGCAGGGGGUUGGACUUGAUGACCUCCUGAGGUCCCUUCCAACCUUGAUAUUCUAUGAUUGUUGAAUGUACAGACUUUGGCUCUCAUUUACACUAAGGCUAAGUCUACCCUAGAGACCUUAUGGUGGCACAUCGGUACCACUGUAGCUGAGCUGCUGUAAAGUCUCCCAUGUAGCCGUUCUAUGCCGGUGGGAGAGAGCUCUCCUGCCGACAUAGCUCUGUCCACACAGACACUUUUCUCUGUGAAACUUGUGCCAUUUUCACACCUCUGACCGACAAAAAUUGUGCUGACAAAAGUGCUAGUGGAGACAAAGUCUAAGGCUCCUUUAUGCUGCUAGAGAAUGAGUAUCGGCCCCACAGUACGUGGUGUGUAAUUAUGCACUUAUGAGGCUGCACUUAACUGAGACAUGCACUGGUGGGCUUGGCAGAUAAAUUAAGGAUAGUGUCAGAAUGGAUUUGCAGACUGCACUGAAUUGGUUUUUAUGGGUUUAAAAUCAUGUUACUUUUACAGUUUUUUAUGGUCUUUUUUUCUUUUUCCUUUCAAUUAGGGAAUAAAAUGUUGCACUAAUUAGGAACUUUUUGAAGCAUGAAACACAGGUACUCAAUAGUCAAUCCUCAGAUUCAGAUAAGUCUGUAUUUAGAUACUUUAAAAAAAAAAAAGUAUCGACCCACUUUGUUUUAUUUUUUUAAAUGUGUAUCAAAGCUAUGCUAAAUCAUAUCAGCUACUCAUUAAUGUAUGUUAGACCUUAAAAAUCAAGAGCAGUAACACAAUUUUCGGGAUACAAUUUUAACACAUAGGUACAGGUCAUAAUGAGGGGCAGGGAGGAUCUGCACAUCUCCAUGGAAAACUCAAGAAGGCAAUAUUCACCCUCCUUAAGUGGCAGAAUGCUGCCACUCUGCUCCUUUGUGGGGUAUACGAUUCUCCCUAUAGCACACUGAUUCCCAAACAUGGACUGCUAUUGUGCCUUCCACACAACAGUGAAAAGUUAAUUUUGACUCCUUUUGCCUGCAUAUACUCACUUAAGAGACUGGCCCAAUACCUCACUAUGGUCCAUUGUAGUAAUAUUGUAUGUAAUCAGGAUUAAUUUUUAAAGGUGACUUGCAGAGGCAAGGCGCCUCAUUCCAGUAACUUUACCUCAUUAUGUCCUGGAAGUUUCCAUGGUGCAGGUAGGAGGGGCACUAAGUACAUUUUUAUCUUAAAACUUAUUCAAUUUUCCUUCUUUUAGGUCCUGUGACAUUCAGAACUACCAACAACCAGUACCAUCAUCCUAUUCUGAUGUGAGUCCCUGACAUGCACCAUUCUGAGAUGACAACUACCACUGAGUGCAGCUGGAACAUGGAGCUGGUCCACAGAAUCUCACGUUAAGUCCCCACUUUUUUUUUUUAACAUUACUGUAUUUGGCACGUGUUCUGUACCUGUAGAUAGAGCUACUGCAGAAUCAUCGCAAAGGAUAACAAGAGUGACUCUCAGUGCUCCAGCAUGACUACUUUGUACCUGCAACAUCACAGCAUGGUGUGUGUUGGGCAAUCACAUCCGAGGAGGAUCUGGCCAACUGUGGGAGGGCUGGAUGUCGUGGGACCAGAAAUAAAUUUGUUUUCUUGCUUAUUGUGGCAUGGGCUCCUGGGGUAAUUUGCCAAAUAUAUUGGUAAAUACUAUUGCCAUUUGGUACUUAAUCUUAUUAAAAUGAAUUUAAUACUAGUGAAAGGUAACCAGACUGACAGGUCUUUAGACCAAAGGACCCCUUCCAUCUAUUCACAGCAUAGGCAUCAGCAGAGAAAAUCCCCUAAACUACCUCUCACCACAUCUCUCAUGCUGACCUAGCGGAACCACCUCUAGGUAUGUGAGGAGAAUACAGUUUUCAUUUCCAUUCAGACCUUUGCUGACACUGCUGAGAAUGCCAUUUAGUGACAAUGGUGAUAGUGGGCUAUGUAGUCCUGUUCACUAGGACCUGGACUCAGGAAGUCACCUCCUUACACAAAGUCCGCCUAACGGUACUGACUUCACUCUUUAGUGUGCUGGGCCGGACUUGAACCUUGAGCCAGCUAUUUUCUCUUGGCAUCUUUGCUGGUAGUCUUCUAAAUGUACAUUAUUUAUUUAGAGAUCCAUAAAAGCUCUUGAUAAACACUUUUUUAUUAAAAAAAAAAAAAAAACUUUAAAGAAAUGAGUAUUUGACCUAAACAGAGCUACAAUGAUCUAUACAGAAACAAAUGACUGUUCAUGGUAUAUUUGCAUUUUAUAGCUCCAUAGGGUCAAAUUUGCCUCAUUUAUGCCCAUGUGCUCCCAGGAGGGAUAAUGUCUAAUACAAAAUGAAGCAACUGUAAUCUAGUUACUGUAUGUGGGCUGUGGGCACUUUCAAAACUUCAGUAGCUUGAUAUCAUGGCUAUUUAAAUUUGUUGUUUUUAAACUAGCAGUUUUGAGUCCAGUUUAUGCAUUAGCAGCAUAAUGAAAAUUAAAUUUUCAAGACACCAAGUGCCAAAUUCUGUCACUGGAUGCACAUGAGUAACUCCCGUUGAAUUUAGGGACAGCAUCCCUUGUGCAUUUGAGGACAGAAUUUGGGAUUGGGUAUUAUUUUAUAGAACUAUAUAAUAAGCAUUAAGGGUCGCAUUAUACCAUCCCAACAUUAAAAUCCACAGUAGGGAUCUUCCUAUAGCCAAGAUGCCACUGAAUCCUUCCUUCAUGAGGAAAAAUGGGGGAACAGUAGAGGCAAGGGACCCAGGACCUGUACACCACAGCUCUGCCAAGGGCCAGGACUCCUCCCUUAUGGCAGCAUGGCUUCUUAAGGAGAUGUGGGGUUGCUACUGGUCAUUCCAGAUGAGCUUGUGCUAUUUUCCCCUCUGUGGAGAAGAUACAGUGCAGACCACAUGGUAGAGAAUUAACUCCUGCUCCUUUUGCCCACUGCAUCUCUACUGGAUUCUGAGAGGUGCAUGCUAUGUAAAAUGGCUGUUCCUUUUAUUCACCCACUGCCUACCCCUAAAAGUGAGCAGAGUUCCUCUGGGUCCCAGGCACAGAAGAAGGGGAAAAUGUGCUAUCCUGGCUUGGCUUACUCCCACUGGUUCUGGGGCUUUUUUGCCCCAUAUUGCUUUAGUCUUUUAUUUGGUCUCCUGUGUUCCUCACAGCCAAAGGAAGCAGUCCUAACAUUUUGCCCAUUUUCCAGAAAUGUAAAUUAAUGCAUAUUAUUCCUAGUCCAAGCAUUAUAGUGUCCACUUUCUGCCUCGAGUAAAGUUUUGCUGGAUAGUCUAUAUGCUUCCCCCUGGGGUAAAUUCUACCUGCAGUUCUCUCUAGACAUUUAUUUCAUGCUCAUGAGUAUGGCUUCUGAGUACCUAUGUGGGCACAAUUCCCAGAAAUGUAUCUGGAAGUUCUAGCACUCAUAAUGCCUAGCAUUCAUAUAAUAGCUUACAUGUUCAGUGUGGCGUUAUACAAACGUUGUCUCCUCUAAUGUAGGUAGGUAUCAUUAUUCCUAUUUUAUACACAAGCAAACUGGCACAGAGGGGUGAAGCAAAUUGCCUAUACAGUUAAUCAGCAACAGAGCGAGGAUUAGAAUUUGGACGAUUCUGACUCCCAACGCAGUGUUCAUUCAGCUGAUCAUGCUAUUUCUUGUAUGUGUAACUAAUAGGAAUCUUGCAUGCAUAUUCAAGGGCAGAAUUUGACCCUCACAUGGAAGUUGUCUGAGAACCACUAAAAAAUCCUUAACUACAGUAUAAUAGCUUGACCUGCAGUUUUAUCACUCUUACAUUUGCUGUUCUAUUUUUAACUCCAGAGGUUUUUGUCACUAGUGAGAAUUUGACCACUUAAUCUGUAUCUGUUACAAAAUGUUAUGUCUGAGGUGUAAAUUGUAUUUGGCAUCAUCAUUUCAAACUAAUAUGAAGGAAUAAAAUGUGAUUUACAUGCUUAAUGCUUUGUGAAUUUGGACUACAGUGUCUUUCAAGUGUAUAUGUGAAAAUGUUUAUUUUUCUAUAAUUCUGUGAGAUUAAUAUUGUUUAGUGUAUCCAAAAUUUGUGAUUAGUAGUGCCAUUAAUUUGACUUGCCUAUGGAGACAGUGUUAAUCAAUAUUUAAGCUUCUCAGGUUCUGUAGUUGAUUUAAAUCAAUAGUAACUUAAAAAAAACCUAAUUGUGCAUAACUCAUGAAUAAAAUGAUUGUCUGUUUUCUAUAAA
Messenger RNA from Dermochelys coriacea (leatherback sea turtle), 8065 nucleotides. RefSeq names its product purinergic receptor P2Y1 (gene P2RY1). NCBI's taxonomy places the organism in Eukaryota, Metazoa, Chordata, Testudines, Dermochelyidae. The transcript is spliced from 2 exons. Gene Ontology annotation, biological process: phospholipase C-activating G protein-coupled receptor signaling pathway; platelet activation; relaxation of muscle. Gene Ontology annotation, cellular component: plasma membrane. The coding region runs from base 538 to 1629 and encodes 363 amino acids. Gene Ontology annotation, molecular function: G protein-coupled ATP receptor activity; A1 adenosine receptor binding; G protein-coupled ADP receptor activity. The record is from RefSeq and is a predicted model, not a curated record.